AUGUUCCACCGUCGAGCCCCCGUCUUGCUCCCCCCGACAGCUUUGCGUCGUGGUCUACCUCCUCUGCGCCGCCUUGUUUCAACUGAUCAGCCCGACCCCCAGCUAAACAGGUCCCAGACGCCAAGUCAACCGAUUCCGUCACCGAGCCUGUCGGACCGCAUUCCAGACGAGUAUCGGAAACGCCUCGACGACUGGAAGACCACGCUGGACAGGAAAGGACGAGACCUUGCAGUCAACGCAGGCAAAAACUUGGCCAUCGUCGGCCUCAAGGUCAACGAGGCGACUGGCUAUCGCGAAGUGGAGCGAUUGAAGCAGGCAGUCAAGGACAGAGAACAAGAACUCACUUCGCGGCGUAUCGAAGUCAAAGCAGCAAAACUGGCGUACGAGGAGGCAGUGUCGACUCGCACUUCAAGCCAGCAGAAUGUCAACUCUUUGCUCGAACGCAAACAUUCGUGGACGGACAGCGACGUUGCCAACUUUACUACCCUCGUCCGCUCCGACCAUGCCUCUCGACAUGCGGUGACGACGACUUCAGAAGAGCUCAAGCAUGCCGAACUUGCCGUCGACAAGUCGUUCACUUCCCUCAUGCAGGCCAUUCUCGAACGCUACCACGAGGAGCAGGUCUGGAGCGACAAGAUUCGCAGUGUCUCGACGUGGGCAAGCAUUGUCGCUCUGGCCGCCAACUUGAUCGUCUUUGUUGGGGCCAUUGCAUUCGUGGAGCCAUGGAAACGGCGGCGACUGGUACAGGGCCUGGAAGAGCGCAUGUCUGGCAUGAUGACGCGUGUCGAAGCAGAGCUUCAGACCCUAUCGUCAAGUGUUGGCGACCUCGAGGGCAGGAUGGCUCCAGUUGCAAGUGUGAUAGCAGCAACACCUGAAACGCACAUGGGCGACCUGGAGCAAGCACCAGCUACAGCCCCCCACUCUCCUUGGAUCGCGUCGCCAUCACCUAUAGAGCAACUCUCUGCUCAAGCACCACCGUCCUCGUCCCUGUCCAAGGUCCUCACCUGGGCGACCACACAGCUGGCUCACGUUUCCCCUCCGUCUGCUGAGCGUGACCUCGUUGCAGCAAGCAUGGUUGGCGCUGUCGGAGGAGCUGUCACCAUUGGACUAGUUGGCGUGGUGUUCAGGUCACUGGGCCGCUGA
Messenger RNA from Apiotrichum porosum, 1143 nucleotides. It is a transcript of the gene SHE9, whose product is annotated as sensitivity to high expression protein she9. Gene Ontology annotation, biological process: inner mitochondrial membrane organization. Bases 1 to 1143 code for a protein of 380 amino acids. Gene Ontology annotation, cellular component: mitochondrial inner membrane. The record is from RefSeq and is a predicted model, not a curated record. Lineage: Eukaryota; Fungi; Basidiomycota; Tremellomycetes; Trichosporonales; Trichosporonaceae. The transcript has 2 exons.